This is a messenger RNA of Callorhinus ursinus (northern fur seal), 1157 nucleotides long. RefSeq names its product C1q and TNF related 7 (gene C1QTNF7). The record is from RefSeq and is a predicted model, not a curated record. Gene Ontology annotation, molecular function: protein binding. NCBI's taxonomy places the organism in Eukaryota, Metazoa, Chordata, Mammalia, Carnivora, Otariidae.
CUUCCAGAGCCAAAGAUGUUUGUCUUGCUCUAUGUUACAAGUUUUGCCAUUUGUGCCAGUGGACAGCCUCGGGGUAAUCAGUUCAAAGGAGAGAGCUACUCCCCAAGAUAUAUCUGUAGCAUCCCUGGCUUACCGGGACCUCCAGGACCCCCUGGAGCAAAUGGUUCCCCGGGGCCCCAUGGUCGGAUCGGCCUUCCAGGACGAGAUGGUAGAGACGGCAGGAAAGGAGAGAAAGGUGAAAAGGGGGCUGCAGGUUUGAGAGGUAAGACUGGACCCCUGGGCCUUGCUGGAGAGAAAGGGGACCAAGGAGAGACUGGGAAGAAAGGACCCAUGGGACCAGAGGGAGAAAAAGGAGAAGUCGGUCCAGUUGGGCCUCCCGGAGCAAAGGGGGACAGAGGAGAGCAAGGGGACCCAGGGCUGCCCGGAGUUUGUAGAUGUGGAAGCAUUGUACUCAAAUCUGCCUUUUCUGUUGGCAUCACGACCAGCUACCCAGAAGAAAGGCUACCGAUUAUAUUUAACAAGGUCCUCUUCAAUGAGGGAGAGCAUUACAACCCUGCGACAGGGAAGUUCAUCUGUGCCUUCCCAGGGAUCUAUUACUUUUCUUAUGAUAUCACAUUGGCAAAUAAGCAUCUGGCAAUCGGGCUGGUCCACAAUGGGCAGUACCGGAUAAAGACCUUCGACGCCAACACAGGGAACCAUGACGUGGCUUCGGGGUCCACGGUCAUCUAUCUGCAGCCAGAAGAUGAAGUCUGGCUGGAGAUCUUCUUCACUGACCAGAAUGGCCUCUUCUCAGACCCAGGUUGGGCAGACAGCUUGUUCUCUGGAUUUCUCCUAUAUGUUGACACAGAUUAUCUAGAUUCCAUAUCAGAAGAUGAUGAGCUGUGAUCUGGACUCAUGUCCUGAAUGUUCCAAGAUUCUUGUGGCAGACACUUUGAUCUAAUCUGGGGCCCUGGAAGGUGCAGCAAGCAGAAACGAGAUCCAAAGAGACUCCCACUCAGAUUCCAAAGCACUUACAGAGAACUCUAGCAGCAUCUAUUAAAACAAGAUGAACCACCAAAUGGUUGAAACCACACCAAAAUGAAUUCUAUAAAACAAUAACCCCAGAUAAGAAUCCUCUCGAAAGCAAUGUUCAUAAAUAUUUAAAGAAAUUAAAGACA